UGCGGGCCUCCGGGGCAACAGCGGGCCGAAGAGGAGAGAAGAGGCGAGGCGGGGCGGGGGGCGAAGGGGACAAGAUCCGGGCAGGAGGGCAGCGGGCAGCCGGGAGAGAGAGUCCCGCGCACGCACAAGAUGCUGUCGUGGCGGCUGCAGACGGGGUCCGAGAAGGCCGAGCUGCAGGAGCUCAACGCCCGGCUCUAUGACUACGUGAGCCGGGUGCGGGAGCUGGAGCGCGAGAACCAGCUGCUGGAGGCGCAGCUGCGCGGCCGGCGCGGCGAGGAGCGUCUGUGGGCCGAGGGCCAGGCGCGCUUCGCCGAGGAGGCGCGCGGCCUGCGAGCGCAGCUGGACGCGCUGAGCUGGGAGACGGCGCUGGCCGAGGGCGAGCGAGACGCGCUGCGGCGGGAGCUGCGGGAGCUGCAGCGGCUGGGCGCGGAGGAGCGCGCCGCCCGCGGCCGCCUGGACGCCGAGCUGCACGCGCAGCACCACGAGCUGCAGGAGGCGCUCGGUGCGCAAGCCGCCCUCGAGGCGUUGCUGGGCCAGCUUCAGGCGGAGCGCCGCGACCUGGAGGCCGUCCACCAACGCGACGUGCGGGAGCUGCGCGAGCGCGCCGCCUCCCUGACCAUGCACUACCGAGCCCGCGCCGUCGGCCCCGCCGCGCCCCAGCUGCGCCUGCGGGAGGUGCACGACAGCUACGCGCUGCUGGUAGCCGAGUCGUGGCAGGAGACGGUGCAGCUGUAUGAGGACGAGGUGCGCGAGCUGGAGGAGGCGCUGCGGCGAGGCCAGGAGAGCCGGCGAGAAGCGGAGGAGGAGGUGCGGUUGUGCGCGCAAGAGGCCGAAGCGCUACAGCGCCAGGCGCUGGAGCUGGCGCAGCUGCGUGCGCGGCUGGAGGACGAGCUGCGGCGGAUGCACGAGGAGUACGAUCUGCAAGCCGACGAGCGGCAGAGGCUGAUCAGCUGCCUGGAGGAUGAGAAGGAGGCCCUCACCUUGGCCAUGGCUGAGCGGCUGCGGGAUUAUCAGGAGCUUGUGCAGGUGAAGACGGGCCUCAGUCUGGAGGUGGCGACCUAUAGGGCCUUACUGGAAGGAGAAAGUAAUCCAGAGAUAUUAAUCUGGACUGAGGAGAUUGAAAACAGGCCACAAGAUUUUAGAACCACAUCCUAUCAAUAUACUGACUCGAUAUUACAGAGGAAAAAUGAAAAGAAUCUGUUUCCAAAGCAGAAAGCACCUUGGCUGGGCUUCAGGCACAGCUCCACCGUGUAUUCUAAUGGGCCCGUUGGAGCUCAGACAGGCACAUCUGUGGGGAGUCCGGCCCGAAGAGGGUUCCUGUCUGUGGGAUGUUCCACCUCAGCCACUACCCGGCAUGAAGCCAUCCAUGAGAAAACUGUCAACAGUCACACCGAUUUCCGAACUUUCUCUCCAGCCCGAGGUCUUGUAAGAAAUACCGACGCUCAAGCCAAAACAUUCCCCGAUAGACCAAAAAUAGAAGGUACGAGGGAUGCCCCCACGCCCUUACCCAAAGGUUCCACUGUCACCCAAGAGUCCUACCGAGACCGCUGGGAUAAUGUGAGGGCAGGCGCUUCAGAGAGCACUCAGUCCACGGAGGGGACUGUCACUUGGGGGAAGAAGAGAGAAGCACAGGCCACAGAGGAGCAAGAGAGAGACAGAUUGAGAACCAUCAAGAUGAAGCCUGAAGAAAAAAUGUUUGAUUCAAAGGAGAAAGCCUCCGAGGAGAGAAACUUAAGGUGGGAAGAACUGACAAAGUUGGACAAAGAAACCAGAAAGCGAGAAAGCCAGAAACUGAGGGAGCGGGACAAAGGGCAGGAGCCACUGCAGGAGAAGAGUGUGAAGGAAAGGGCGGUGCCCAUUGAUGUGGAGGCGCCCCAGAGCAACAGAUCGGAGAGGUUCCCCAGAGACAUACAGAUGACUGGGAAGAAGGACUCUGGGGUCAGUACGGGUAGCAAAGCAGUGACAAAAGAGACCAGGUUCCGGCUGGACACCACUGACACCGCUGGGGUCCUGCAGGGUGACUCCACGACGGAAACCAUCGCGGAAAACAUCGUCACCAGUAUCCUGCAGCACUUUACCCAGUCUCCCGAGGGGGGCACGUCUGCCAGCUCUUUCCCGGACACCAAGGUCACUUACAUGGACAGGAAAGAGCUUCCGGGGGAAAGCACAACAAAGACAGAGAUAAUCGUGGAGUCUAAACUGACGGAAGAUAUCGAUGUUUCUGACGAAGCCAGGCUGGACUACCUCUUAAGCAAGGAGGUCAAGGAAGUGGACCUGAAGGGGAAAUCAGCAGAAAAGAUGAUAGGAGACAUAAUCAAUCUUGGCCUGAAAGGCAGGGAAGGGAGGGCAAAGGUCGUCAAUGUGGAGAUCGUGGAGGAGCCCAUGAGCUACGUAGGAGGCAGGAGGAUGGAGGAGUUCUCCACCCCCUUCCGGGUGGAGGAGGUGGAGGACGUGUCUCCAGGCUCCAGGGUGCUUGUGGAGGAAGAGGAAGGUGAUGGACAAGCCCCUGAUGCUAAUCGGCAUCAAAGGACCAAGCAACCCCAGGAGAACAUCACUCGUGUGGAAGAAGUGACAGAGGCAGGUGACUCAGAGGGAGAGCAGAGUUAUUUUGUGUCAACCCCAGACGAGUACACGGCAGGGCCUGACAGAGAGGAAGAGGGCUCUGUAUACGGGCAGAUCCACAUUGAGGAGGAGUCCACCAUCAGGUACUCCUGGCAAGAUGAGAUUGUGCAGGGCACUUGGAGAAAGAGAAAUAGGGACAGCCAGGCAGGAGAGAAGGACGUGAAGGACGUGGAUGUUCCAGCACGUUCCGUGGGGGCCGACGUGGGUUCUGCCCAUUGGAAGGAGGAAGCUAGUGGGGAAUUUCAUGCUGAACCCACAGUCAUUGAGAAAGAAAUCAAAAUACCACACGAAUUCCACACCUCCAUGAAGGACAUCUCCUCUAAGGAGCCCCGAGAGCAGCUGGCAGAGGUCAUCGGGAAGCUGGAGGAAACCCUCCCAGAGCGCAUGAAGGAGGAGCUGUCCGCCCUGACCAGAGAGGGCCAGGGCGAGCCAGGGGGCGUCUCAGUGGAUGUAAAGAAACUCCAGAGUGCUGACAGCAGUUCUGUGACCCUUGUCGCUGAGGUCAACCUCUCCCAAACCGUGGAUGCAGACCAGAUAGACCUGGAGGAGCUAAGCAGAGACGAAGCUGAUGAAAUAGAGAGAGCAGUGGAGUCAGUGGUACGAGAGAGCUUGACCAGGAGACAUGGCCGAGCGCCUGGGAGUCCGGACAGAGAGGAUGGAGUGGAGGUACCUGCUGGUGGCAUUCAGUUCAAGCGCUGGGCCACUAGGGAACUGUACAACCCGGCUGGAGAGAGAGAUGAUGCUGGCCAGGAAGAGCCCACUGUCCAGGGCCCGGUGUCGGCCACAGUGGAGGUCAGCAGUCCACGUGGCUUCAUGCAGUCGCAUGUGCUGGAGGAGCAGAACCAGUCUGUAAGGCACAUUAAAUUGGGGCCCACCGAAAUCUGGAGGACUGAGCAAGUCUCCUUCGGAGGACCCACGGCUCAGGUAGUGGAGGUAAGUGAGAACCACAGCCAGGCAGCCAGCACGCAAGCAGUCAGCCGGUCUGAGAGGCACUUUACCCUGGGUCCCGAUCCAAGUCAAGUGCCCACCGAAGUCAUCUUCCAAGGUCCAGUCCCUGUCUGGCAGGAGGCCGGGGGCACAGAAGAGCCCAGCCCGGCAGAGCUGUCCACAGACAUGGACAGAUCGGGGAGGCACAGCACAUUUGAUGCCAAGCAGUUUCAUGCUGAAAAGGAAAUUAGUUUUCAGGGUCAAAUUUCUGGGGCAGUGAGGGCCGGUGAUCAUUUUGCAACUGAAGAGUCAGUGGGUACCCGGAUUUCUACAAGGCACCUCCAGUUAAGCCCAAAAGAAGGGUUCAGGGAACAAAUUCAGUACAUAGUGCCUCUCACAGACGCAGUAGAAGGGACCAUCAGAGGGGAUUCUGAACACACCCAAGAGCUGCCAGAGCUGGCUGACAUCAGGCCUCAGGGGCAUCAAGCCACCAAGCAGGUGGUUUCUCAGUCUGUAGUGUUCAGCAACCUAGAAGGCACUACGCACAGUGAGGGCACAGCAGAUGUGGCCCAGGCCAGUUAUAGUUCAGGUAGAAAAAUCCUCCUGACCGAAAAGAGCACAUUCCAAAAGGUAGUGUCCGAAUCACCUCAAGAUCAUAAUGCAGGGGACGUGUCAGGGGCAGAAAUGACCUCAGGUAUUAGCAGAUCCUUCAGACACAUUCAGCUAGGUCGUACAGAGGCGCAAACGUCAGAACACAUUGUCAUCCAUGGACCCAUGUCCAAAACAUUUGUACUUGCUGGUUCAGAGGACACCCCUGAGCUAGGCCAGCCAGCUGACAGCAGCAGAACCAUGCAGCACCUUACCCUGGGGCCCAAAGAAACUUCCUUUACCUUUCAGAUGGAUGUGAGUAGCAGAAAGGCCACCCCCACCUGGACACAAGAGGCAGGGGCAGAAGCGGAAGCUCACAGCGCCUGGGGAGCCGCUGACAGCAGGAAGGACCUGGCAGCUGGCGUGAGCUCCCAGGCCUCUGCUGUGGAUAGGGGGCAGACCCACAGGGAGGAGGGCACAGAGCAAGCUGAGUUUGAUAAGACGGUGCAGCUGCAGAGAAUGGUAGACCAAAGGUCAGUGGUUUCGGAUGAAAAGAAAGUCGCUCUCCUCUAUCUAGACAGCGAGGAGGAAGAGAGCGAUGGGCAUUGGUUUUGAUAAGCGGAAACAUUUCAUCUGAAUGACAGCCUGUCUGGUAACAACAUACAAAGGCCUUACGUUAUGGGGUGGGGGAGCCUCAUCUCAAAGCUCCCCUUUUUUAGUUUAUUAGAGAACUCCAGGCAGUGUGAAUAUACCUGACCCUGCAAAGGCUUCAGGUUAAUUCAUGCCUUUAAAGGCUUGAGAGUUCUGUCUUGGAAUUGGGACUUUUACAAAAACACUGUGUAUCUUUUUAGCCUUAAAAGGUUCCUUUUCCUGAAGUUUGCUCUCCUUUAGUGGAGGCUAUUUCUCCACCAGUUUUGCACCUGGUCACAAACAUGGCUUGCACCCGCUUGAAACUAUGAUUUAUUCCCAACCAGAGAGAUGCUUAAACAUUAAUCAGAAUAAUAAGCUUAAGAAUGGAUUUUGUGUGCAUGUGCUAACGUGGAAUAACAAACUAAUAUUGUAAGAGAAAAUUACAUUUUUCUCUUUCCAAAGUCUUUUCAAGAUUCUCUGUUAAAAAAACAAAACAAAACAAAACCAAAACCUAAAUGAUUUCAUCUUUAGGAAAAAAAUUCCUUGUUGGAGAGUGAGAUUCUCCUCAGUGCUUGAAUGAAUUGCUUUCUGUGUGUAGAACUUUAAAACCCAGUGUGUCUUAUUUGUGGGAGCAUUUCCAAGCAGCAUGCUGACUGUGUUUGCAGAGAUUUCCCGCACCAGACCCACGGGUGUGGGAAAUGAAGAUCAGUAGUUGCUCCUGGUGCCCUUUCUUUGGGUGGUACUAGGUCUUACUGCUCAGUCUGAAUGUUCUGUUUCGUCAUCAGCUAAGCUUGGGAUCAGCCAGCUCCUGUCAGAUCCCCGAUCCUUGAGCCUUCACCCUUAGCAGGAUGUUGAGUCUCACAGGUAGGAAGCAGAUCCUUCAGGCCACAAAGCAUGCGUUGAACUCAGACCCCAGCUGAACUGGCAGGCAAACCAGCAACGUGCAAUGGACUGUGCCUCCCAGAGAAGCUGUUCUCCACCCGCCACUUGUGGAUCAGAGGUCUUUCUGAGCUCAGAGUAAAGAAUAAGCAAGCAACAAUCCAACGAGAGCGUUUUCACUUCGAACAGAAACCGUGGCGGGGGAUAUUUAGUCCAGGGAAGCAUACAGUGUGUCACACAGAGUCAUUGUGAGGAAGGAGCUGGGUGUUUCUCUUGUGAGGAUGGAGGAUGACGGGAGCCCCACUCUCACUGGCCACGCAGCUCGGACCUGCAGAUGUACACCACUGAAUUUUAGGUAUUCGGGUGAGCUUGUUUGGAUUUGUUUUAUUUUCUACACAGCUGUUGUUUUCAAAGUUUCCAUCUUAAAGGAGUGGCAUCACACAAUAGCAUCUCUAGCUGCCACCACAUUCUUUAGUCACACUAGUGGUUUCCAUGUGAUGCUGUCUAAACUGCACUUUAUAGGACACCAUCAGGCUGUAGGGUCCUGAGAAGGAUCCAAGGGAUGCCACCUUCAGACGGGUUGUGAUUGUGGCAGGGAACAGUGUGGGGUGGGGUGUGUGCCAGGGAUCCCGCGGCCCCGGAACGGCUACAGCAGAUACGUUAGGGAGAAUGAAUUUUCUUAGUUGAUAAAUGGAAGAGAAAUACAGUACAGCUUUCAAGAUGAUGUGUUUUUAAAAACACCAUGAAUCAGGGUGCAGAAGGGAAGUUGAUAUGAAUUUCAGAUUUAAACUGUUGCUAUCCAUCUGCUAGGGGAGCCAGUGAUUGUCAGACAGACUGGUGACUGCUUCGCCAAUGCUUCCUAUUUCUCAUAGAGUCAAAGAUUUAUUUUCAUGAUGAUAGGCAGUGGUGUGUGUCUAAGUGAUAUAUUAGGGUUUGGCCACGGUGACAGCCUCCUUUUGGAUGAUAAGACCUUGAGUAUAAGUGGGCCUAGCUGGUGUCCACAGCCUGGCCCGUGAACUUAUAAAUGGAUACUGAUGUGAACAGAUGAUUACUAUCAUGACCACGUCCCGUAUUUUGGGAAAUAAACAUCUUUGAUCUGAGUUUUUGUCUCUGCACUGGAACACACAUCUUCGAGGAGACAUUCUGCCUGAAGCAUUCCCCACUGAGGAUACAAGGUCUCUCAAUCACCCAGGAGCAAGGAGUCUUCAUCACUGUGGCAGGUCAUGCUAGGCGGCUACUGGAGAAAACCAGUUACACCAGAGGCAAGAGGAAGACCAGGGUUGUGGUUGGACAGGGCGGCGACAGUUUUCCUGUUUAGGGUUACUUAAGGAAAACAGUGUUCAUUAACUGUCUCAACUUCCCACUGUUUGUUUUGACAAGCUGAAGAUGUCUCUAGAAUGGAACCAUCUCAGAAGCUGAUCUUGCUAACCUCCUGUUCCCUCAUAGGAGAAAUGUCAUAGAAUGUAUAGAAAUAAAAAUCUGAGGGAAAAAAUACCCCACAUUGUUCCUGAAGAGAAUGAAUGUUUCCAGUCAAUUUUGGUGUGGUUUCUUUUAAAUUCUAAUUAAAGCGAAUGUGAGUUUU
Messenger RNA from Cavia porcellus (domestic guinea pig), 7228 nucleotides. RefSeq names its product synemin (gene Synm). The record is from RefSeq and is a predicted model, not a curated record. The transcript is spliced from 4 exons. Gene Ontology annotation, biological process: fast-twitch skeletal muscle fiber contraction; intermediate filament cytoskeleton organization. Bases 130 to 4752 code for a protein of 1540 amino acids. Lineage: Eukaryota; Metazoa; Chordata; Mammalia; Rodentia; Caviidae. Gene Ontology annotation, cellular component: neurofilament cytoskeleton; costamere; sarcolemma. Gene Ontology annotation, molecular function: structural constituent of cytoskeleton; vinculin binding; structural constituent of muscle.